Molecule: messenger RNA, 996 nt
Organism: Penicillium psychrosexuale
Lineage: Eukaryota; Fungi; Ascomycota; Eurotiomycetes; Eurotiales; Aspergillaceae
Product: BRCT domain protein
Exons: 5
Coding region: 1-996 (331 amino acids)
Source: RefSeq, a predicted model, not a curated record
AUGGGGAAGACGUUCCAAAGGAUUCAUGCCUCUAUAGUCGGCAAGUUCCAAGACGGCAUCGGCGAAAAGAUCCCACAGUGGAUUCGGGCAAAUGGAGGGCAGUUCUCGAGAGACGUGAACCCGCGAGUCACCCAUCUCAUUGCAACAAAGGAGGCAUUCAAGAGCCAUGCAGUUCCAGUGGAAACUGCUAAGAAUAUCGGUACCGUCAAAAUCGUCUCAUAUGAUUGGCUUGAAGACUCGUUGCUAUCAGACACACGCCGGCCAAAGCCUGAGGGGACAUAUCUUCUGAAGAAUCUGAUGAAGCCCGAGAAUAAGGAACUCCAGAAGAACAAGGUCACACCGAAGUCUAAGUCCCCAAAGGUGGUGAAGGAGAUCAAAGCAAAGAUUCCGAAACGUCGGAUAGCCGAUCCUUUCAUCGACCCAAAGGGCAAAAGAAAGCCCGUGCGUCAGGUUUACCAGGACAGAAAGACAAGUGUGGUUUACAGCAUCACCUUAUUCCGCCCAUCAAAACCACCAGUCAAUAGCAGGGAAAAAUACCAAUUGACUCUUUUUGAAUCUACUGCCGAACCACACACCUACUCGACCUACGCCAAAUUCAGUCGUGUUGGCAUAUCCAAUGUCGAACUUCUUGCGGGGCCAAGGGGUAAGCUUGAGAUUGCCGUGGACAAAUUCAAGCAGUUCUUCAAGGAACAGACUGGCAAGGAAUGGGACGGGAGGGCAAAUGGAAAGAUGCCACCCCCAAAGACAGACAUGGAGGGAAACACGUUGCCUGUUCACGAGGGUUGGUUCUAUCUCGAGGAAAAGACGACUAUCCUUAGUGCAUUUCUCAGGGAACCCCAGAGCACAGCCUGUCAAGGAUCAAGCGACAUCGCAUGCGACGGUAUCAAGGAGGAUAGUAUCGAGGAGAAGAUGGCAAAUCAUCAAGUCAAGGAUGGUGGUGAAGACGGAUGUGAAGUUGAUGAUGAUGAUGAGGCGAAGAAGGAAAUCGAUGGGUAG